Molecule: messenger RNA, 1593 nt
Organism: Musca domestica (house fly)
Lineage: Eukaryota; Metazoa; Arthropoda; Insecta; Diptera; Muscidae
Gene: l(2)37Cd
Product: general transcription factor 3C polypeptide 5
Exons: 8
Coding region: 66-1451 (461 amino acids)
Biological process (GO): transcription initiation at RNA polymerase III promoter
Cellular component (GO): transcription factor TFIIIC complex
Source: RefSeq, a predicted model, not a curated record
AGAAUAAUGUGGAUGAUCGGGGAAAAACUUGACUUGUGAAAAUUGAAUAAAAAACUUUAUUUGAGAUGGCCAGAGAACUAAAUGAAUAUGAGUUAAUAGAAUACCCAGGCUUGGUUAAGAAUACAGACAAAAUGAUCGCCACUUUGGGUGGCUUGACAAAGGUGUCACAGGCACUGGGUGGCGAGAAUAAGCGUUUGGAGCUACGUUUCCAUCCAGAAAAUCCAUUUAAUAAACCAUUAUGUGGUGAUGUUGCCAAACGGGCCGGUCUCUUGUUAUCCAUCAAGGUUCGCCGUUCUAAGCGCAAUCCAAAUAAACCACCACAAUUUGUGGUUAAAAUAUUAGGAUAUACAACAAAGAGUUUUACUUUCGAAAAUUUGUGUGAUUUCCAGUAUUUGCCAUUUGCACCGGAUCCCAAGGAGAAUAGUGGAGAAUUGAAAAUGGCUUUGGACUCGAUUGUACCUCGUUCGGUUAUAGAUUUGGACUAUUAUAAUCGUGAGGAUGUUCCCGUCAUAUCCUUGCCAACCAUAUUCGCCCGAAUGGAUACAGUUCAUACAGCGAUGUUUCGAGGGGAUUUUUCCAAAGAAGAUGGUAUGCAUGAAACAUUGGGAGUCCUUUCCAAAUCCAGUUACGAGGGACGUGAUACUGUGGCAUUUAAUAUGACCGACAGUUUUCCAACGCGACCAGAUCCACAAAUAGUAAAGAAAAUGAAAGUUAAAUAUGUGUCCGAUGAACAGUUGGAAAAGGUCAAAAAGUUAUUUGAAGAAUGUCCGAUUUGGACACGGAUAGCCUUACUCUACGAAUCGGGUGUGACACCAGACAAAUUAAAAUGUAUUAUACCCUCGUUGGCGUAUUAUUUUUCAACUGGUCCCUGGCGUACAUUAUAUGUUCGUUAUGGUUAUGAUCCGCGUAAAGAUUUCAAUUCACGUUACUACCAAACCUUUGAUUUUCGUCUAAGAUUUCGUUCUGGAGUAUCGGAAUUUGUAACCGACCGCAAAACAACCAUUAAGAAAAAGCUAGAGAACUAUGAAAUGAAUACCUUGGUCCAGGACAUUAAUUAUCCGUACUUUGAUGAACACAAAUUACCCAGAUCUAGACAAUGUAUAAUGCGGUACUGUGACAUACGAAUGCCCAAGAUACAAGAAAUGCUGGAAAAAAUUCCAUCACCCAUGGCGGGUGCUAUGUGCAAUGAACGGUCCGGCUGGUUGCCACAGGGAUUUGACAAUCAAGUACGGCAAAUUGUGAGCAAUGCCAUAAAGGAACUUCUCAAGAAUCACUAUCGUAAGGAACAAAUAUUAGCCGAAGUGGACUCAUAUGAAAAUGAGGAUCCAGAUGAUGCCGAGGAUGAGGAAUAUGAGGAGGGCGAAGAAGAAAACUAUAUGAACGACGAAAACCUUGAAGAGAUAUUGGACAACAUUCAAACGGAACAAGAGGAUAAUCCCAAAACAACUUGAUUUCGAUUGGGUGAAAUAUCUUUAUUUCUGUUUAAGCAUUUCCUGUAAGCUUUCAUGCUGUAUGGAGGGGGAAAUUAUUGUGGUAUCUGGUUGCUUGCAACUUUUACCUAAUAUUAUAAAUUAUACUUUUUUAUGUAACCAA